Molecule: messenger RNA, 2019 nt
Organism: Seminavis robusta
Lineage: Eukaryota; Bacillariophyta; Bacillariophyceae; Naviculales; Naviculaceae
Source: the annotation of a GenBank genome assembly
AUGGCUGGCACCUCUACUACUAGUACUAGUAGCAAUACCAUGGCUGACACCACAAGCAGUGCUUCAACAGAGCACAACAACGAUCAUGGCAAGCCUUUGAUGGCAACACAUGUAUUUCUGAAUCAAGAUGCAAAGAGUUUUUUUGAAUUUGCUCGGAGCAACGACUCAUCUGAGCGCGAGGACAGUUCGAGGGCUAGUUUGUACAUGGGAGAUGAAAUAGACAGCGACAGUGACGAUAGCAACGACAGCGAUGGCAGCGACCUUGCAACAGACGACAGCGCAUCGGAGUUCGACCUUGACGAAGCAGAUCUUCGAGCCAUUGUGAACGCAGUCGCAGUCGUCGAAGGGACGGAGCCAGAUGAUGACUCCGAUCAUAUUGUUUCCUCUGAUGUUGUCCAGCAUGAUAAUCACAAGUUGGAUGAACCCACGAGUGACGAAAUUGUGCGCAGCAGCGACAGUGUCAAAAGGGAGCGGCCCAAGCGUGACGAGCUGUCGACAUGCAGUGAGCAUGCGAAGCAUGAGAGAAGCGUACCCAAGUGUUUUGCAAGGCGAAUUGAUUCGUUGUCUGGCAGUGAACACGGAACUAAAGCCACGAAGGGUAUAGCGGCCGAGAAGCAGCCUGCGAAGUCGCAUAUGCUUCCUCCCCGUAACGCUAGCGACGGGAGAUUGAGGAAGAUGCGAAAGCCGUUCGAUGCCGCGCAACGCACAAGAUCCGUUUCCUGCAAACGAAGUGGUGAUUCUGCUUCUCGCCGGAUGCGUCAGUCUACCAGUCCCAGACCUACGAGGCCGUCUCGGGGCCACGGUGAGACGAAGGGGUCCUACAAGUCAAGGUCAAAGUCGAGAGAACAUGGAUCUCCUCGCACAGAGCAGACAAAGACAAGGGCUUCUGGAGGCAGUCGCCGACGUCGAACCGUGAGAACUGACCAGACUUAUGAAGGCAAGGCAUCACCACGUCCGCGUUCAUCGUCGUUGAAUAAAGUGCCUCGCCUUGCGACAUCCAGUCGACCCAGUGAAGGACGCGAGAGUGCCAAUCGACGACGUCGUGCUGAUCGAACUAACGAGAGUCCUAAAGGCAGGGGAUCACGCCCGCGGUCGUCGUCGAUGACAAAGUUCCCUGGCCCUGAGACAUCCAAUCGGCGAAAACCUAGUGUUUCACCCGUGCGCGGCGGAACCAGCCCCAUGCCCAGAACGCGCGCUCGCGGUGGGACAAGAAAGAGCUUCAACAGCCGCAUGGCAGGUCAACUGGCUUCGAGACUUGAUGACAUGGCACAGCUCGAUGGUACCGAAGAAGAAGAAGAAGAGGAGGAGGAAGUCGACAUUCCAGACAUUUCGUGCGAUAUGGCACAAGAACAGGAGAAGCCCCUUGAAACAGAAGAAGUUAUGUUCGAAAAGAGCAUGGCCGUCUUGACAUCAGGCUUUCUCGCCACCACAAAGAUUGUCUCAAAAUCAACGGGAAAGAUUGGCAAAGAAGUUGUAAAAGGAACCAAUGGUAUCGUGAAUGCCACUGGAAUGGUUGUCUCGAAAUCAACAGGAAUCGGCAAAGACGUUAUGAUGGGAACUGUGCAUGCCACUGGAAUGGUUGUCUCGAAAUCAACAGGAAUCGGCAAAGACGUUAUGAUGGGAACUGUGCAUGCCACUGGAAUGGUUGUCUCCAAGUCAACAGGUAUCGGCAAAGACGUUAUGAUGGGAACUGUGCAUGCCACUGGAAAGGUUGUCUCCAAGUCAACAGGAAUCGGCAAAGACGUUAUGAUGGGAACUGUGCAUGCCACUGGAAAGGUUGUCUCCAAGUCAACAGGAAUCGGCAAAGACGUUAUGAAGGGAACUGUGAAUGUCACUGGCAACAUCGUAAAAAAGACAGGAAAGGUUGUUGUGAAAGGCACAGGAAAGGCAGUUUCGGAGACGGGCAAGAUCGUUGGAGAUGUAAGCAAGCUCCUCUCUGGCGAAUCGGAGGGGGCAGAAAGCACCGAGGACGACCAGAGCAGAUCGACCAUGCAUUUACUGUCAACUGCUGCAGCCUAA